CUCCCGAGGACCCCACACUCCAUCAAUGUCGGUGAGACGUCUUACUCUAAACACAGAAUUUAAUUUGGCUCUCCAUUUAGGGUUCAAAUGGAGGAAUUGUUUCUUCAUGGGUAAGAAACAGGGGAGACAAAUGCAAAAUGGUGGGAAAAGCGACAAAGAAUGUCGUAAAAAGGGGUGUACUAUCUAAAUUUCAAGCCAAGAAGGGCUAUAAAUAGUCCACAGCGGCCAUCGGCCAGGUGAUCUGGCGACUUUUGUGUCUGGAGAUUUACGGAUCAUUCCUCCCCCUGUUCCAGUUCUUUGAGCGGGGUAAUUCGUAUGUUAAUGGCGGCGAGGCGAAAUUCGUAUGUGUUUUCAACGCUGACUGAAAUGGGGAAAGUGAAAGGGGAGGGGGGUGGCGAAGAAUUCGAGGAAGAGGAGAUCUGGGCGAUGGUGGCAAAGCUGAACAUGAAGUACAGCGGCAGAGGCGAGAGGCGCAGAGAGAUGGCGAGUGGUAACGCACUGCGCCGGCAGCCGACGGCAUCGCGCAUGGUACCGCGCAGCAGGAAUGAGACGGAGGAAGCAACAGCGGGAUGGAGACCGCAGUCUGCGCCUGUCAAUAUCCCCGAUUGGUCCCAAAUCCAGAGGAAAGACCAGGCUUGGCAGAUAAUUCAGGAUGAGGAGGAGCAGGGGGAGGAAGAUGAACUAUUUGAGAAGGGGGAAAUGGUGCCGCCACAUCAAUUGAUUGCACGGCAGCUGGCCCGGAGCCAAAUGACAUCGUUUUCUAUGUGCGAGGGGGCCGGACGAACGCUCAAAGGGAGGGAUCUCAGCAGAGUCCGCAACGCCGUGCUCACGCGGACUGGUUUCCUUGAAUGAGAAGUCAAUAUUUUUCUUAGCUCGCUUUUGUCCAGGUGAAUUUUCUAUCAAGGGUUUAGAAUUUUUUUGGCCGCGGUAGAGCGAUCAAUUCUCAAUUUUGUUUGGUAAAUCUUCUUCGAUUUGCACGCAAAGGGCGCGUUGAAUACUUGUAUAAGCUGUAAUGGAGGUUAUAGAAACUUGUAUGAAGCGUCUGUUUCUUCCUGAUUUUCCUUACCUGGGGGGAGUACCCAAAUAUUGUCAAGAUUGUAAUCAUGUUUUGAAGGUCUAGUAUGGUUAAUAGAAAUGUUUCUAAAACUUCAUGCUC
This is a messenger RNA of Cryptomeria japonica (Japanese cedar), 1156 nucleotides long. Its product is annotated as protein S40-7. The record is from RefSeq and is a predicted model, not a curated record. The coding region runs from base 316 to 852 and encodes 178 amino acids. The transcript is spliced from 2 exons. Lineage: Eukaryota; Viridiplantae; Streptophyta; Pinopsida; Cupressales; Cupressaceae.